Messenger RNA from Quercus robur (English oak), 2140 nucleotides. RefSeq names its product vacuolar protein sorting-associated protein 9A-like. Bases 106 to 1614 code for a protein of 502 amino acids. The record is from RefSeq and is a predicted model, not a curated record. The transcript has 5 exons. Lineage: Eukaryota; Viridiplantae; Streptophyta; Magnoliopsida; Fagales; Fagaceae. Gene Ontology annotation, biological process: vesicle-mediated transport. Gene Ontology annotation, molecular function: guanyl-nucleotide exchange factor activity; small GTPase binding. Gene Ontology annotation, cellular component: endocytic vesicle; cytosol.
AGAGUCUCGUCCACGGUCCACCUCAAGAGAGAAAGAGAGAGAGAGAGAGACUCCGGAAUCCGAGUUUGACAGUAAUCGGACGGUGGCGGUGACGGUGGUGGUUAAAUGGAGAACUCCGACGGGUUCUUAGGUUUGCACGAUUUUCUGGAUCGCAUGCGACAACCCUCCGCCGCCGAUUUCGUCAAAUCCAUCAAAAGUUUUAUUGUCUCCUUUUCAAACAAUGCUCCUGAUCCAGAGAGGGACGGUGCUUCAGUACAGGAGUUCUUUGCCAAGAUGGAAGUAGCUUUCAGGGCUCACCCACUCUGGGCUGGUUGCUCAGAGGAGGAGCUGGAGAGUGCUGGUGAAGGACUGGAGAAGUAUGUCAUGACAAAGUUAUUUACUCGUGUAUUUGCUUCACAUCCAGAUGAUGUAAAACUUGAUCACCAACUUUCUGAGAAGAUGGCUUUGAUUCAACAAUUCAUUCGGCCAGAAAAUUUGGAUAUUAAACGGAACUUUCAGAAUGAAACAUCAUGGCUACUUGCACAGAAAGAACUGCAGAAGAUCAACAUGUACAAGGCACCACGAGACAAGCUUGUUUGUAUCCUCAAUUGUUGCAAGGUUAUCGGUAACUUGCUGCUUCAUGCUUCUAUUUCUUCAGAAGACGUGCCUGGAGCUGAUGAAUUUCUUCCUGUUCUGAUUUAUGUUACUAUAAAGGCAAACCCUCCACAACUGCACUCAAAUCUGUUGUAUAUACAAAGAUACAGGAGUCAAUCUCGCUUAGUUGCAGAAGCAGCAUAUUUUUUUACCAACAUGCUUUCUGCUGAGUCCUUCAUUUCAAACAUUAAUGCAAAGGCCCUUUCAAUGGAUGAAACCGAGUUUGAAAGUAACAUGGAAACUGCUCGAGCACUUCUGUCUGGGAUAUCGUCUGAUUUUGAUGGUCAAUCUGAUCAAAGUGAUUAUAGAUUUGGAGGAGACAUAUCUAGAGCAGAACCAAUGGAAUUCAAACAUCAAUCUUUGAAUGUUUAUAAGGAUAAGGACUCCACAAUACAACCCAAAUCGUCUGAAUCAAAAUCCCGAAGUAAGGAGGUCCCAUUUGCAGAAGAUCAGUUAACAAAAAUUCCAUCCCUCUCGGAUUUGGAGAAUAAAGGGGCAACCAUGCUUUUGAAGGAGGAUAUGGUAAGGCAAGUCUUUCGGGAUUAUCCAUAUGUUUUUGCCAGUGUUGGUGAUCUAACAGUCAACGAUGUAGAGGACCUGCUAAAUAAUUACAAGCAACUUGUUUUCAAGUAUGUUAGUCUUGCCAAAGGGUUGGGUGUCACUCCUCUUGCUUCAUCCAAUUCACAAUCUCAGAAACAACAGCAUCCAGAAGCCACAAAGGAACCUGAAGAUACUAGAGCUGUAAAACCCAACGAGUCACCUCUUGCUUCAUCCAACUCAGAAUCUCAGAAACAACAGCAUCCAGAAGAAACAAAAGAACUUGAAGAUACUAGAGCUGAAAAACCAAAUGAGUCAAACAAGCAAGCUAGGACUGAUGGUGAUUCAGAUAGAGUUACACUAUUGGAAGAAGAAAAUUUUGAAUCCAAGUUGCCACAGGAUGAGGCUCCUCAAGAUGGGGUAAAUGAUGAGACUUCACAAUGAAGUUUUUCUUAAAUCAUGUUUCUUCUAAAAGUUUGUUGAAUUUUCGAAUAAAUGGCAGCCAUCAAGCUAUUUCCUUUCUCUUUUCCUGUGGUGAAUGUGAAACUCUCGGUUGCUUUAACUUCUGUUGGCAAUGAGUGGCUGCCAUGCUGUCUGAUUGGGAGUGCAAUGAGAAAAAUCAGGAAAGAAAUGGGAAAUAUAGCCUAUGGCUUGGAAAUCGUUAAUUAGCAUUUCCAUGAAGUUACAAGGUCACUGUAACUCAAGCUGGCAAAGCCUCAAUCCUAACAUGCAAUGACAUGUACUUGUAGAUGCAUAUUUGUAAAAAGGUUGUACCCAAUGCAUAAACUUUUGCAAGGUCUAGGAGAGGUGAUUGGUAGGUUAGUUUUAUCCCUCCCCCCUCCCCCCCUGUUUUUUGGUAGAAGAUGCUUGUCAUCAUACCAAGGACUGAGUUUUUUGUAGUUGCAUAUUUGUAGAAUUGAAAAUUGAUAAGAAAGUAUUAAGACACAUGGAAUAUCUGGUUUUUGGUUUA